AUGACCCAACUUCUCAAUCUGAUAGCUAUUUUUCUGAUUGAUACUUAUUUUUUGCCAGUUCAAUGUGUAAAAUGUUAUCAUAAAAAUUUAUAUUCUGAAUCAGAAUCGUGUGAAGGAGAUUUUUGCAUUAUUCGCAGAGCACCGGGCACUAGUAACUUCGACGUAACACAAAGCUGUGUAACCGGUGCAAAGAUGCCAGAACAAACUUGUGUUCUGGAUUACGAAGAUGGUAUUCAUUGCUUUUGCAACACUGACUUUUGCAAUGCACCAAAUAUGUUCCGAUUGAACAUGACUGUUCUGCCAAUCAUUGAAUGUAAAGAAGUGUAUGAAAAGGAGUAUAGAGCGGCAGCCUGUAACAAAUGCACAUGGAAAGUUGAUUAUAUGGCAUACGAUAAAACUCUAGCACCAUCAAACGCUGUUGAAAACGUACAAUGUGGUUACAGUGGGCAGUCUGGUCCAUUCAAUUUGGAUCUCGUUAGUCACAUUUAUGAUCGGAUUGGUCUCAACUUUUUUAACGAUGGAUGUUACAAUAUUUCCAUGAAUCCACAACAAUACAACUUGUACUGUAGAUGCUCAACGGCUCUUUGUAAUAAUCCAGAAGGUUCUCUUCCGUUUCCAUUACCAGCACCAAGGAUAUCUUGUUAUACAAGUGGGUUUGAUUCUGAUGUAAAUAAUGCAAAAUAUGAUACGCCCGAAGCGAGUUACUAUGACGUAUAUGCUCAAUUGGUGAAAAAUGAUAGUUAUUAUGAUAAAGAUAUUGAAUGUCGUGGUCAAUUUUGUUUCGUUGUGUAUAGUAAAGAACAAGACAAGUAUUAUAAAGGAUGUAUUACUGCAAAUGAGCAAGGAGACAAUAAAAUCAAGCUGGGAUAUAUGUAUGUCAAUGACGUACCUUACUACAUCUGUAAUACGAAUUAUUGUAACUUGGACAUGGAAACAGCUUUGGCGGAAGCUAGAAACGGAAGCCUUGUAGACAACUCAUCAAUAUUUUCAUUUUCUUUCAAAGUCCAAAUCAUUUUUCCCCUUCUUUUUUUUCUAUCCCAAUAA
Caenorhabditis briggsae is the source of this 1044-nucleotide messenger RNA. The coding region runs from base 1 to 1044 and encodes 347 amino acids. Lineage: Eukaryota; Metazoa; Nematoda; Chromadorea; Rhabditida; Rhabditidae. The transcript has 7 exons. The record is from RefSeq and is a predicted model, not a curated record.